AGCACACUUAACCAUAACAAAAUACAUUUACAUGUUGUUCGACCUACGUGAAACACUUGGCUCGAAUGUCAUUUUUAUCACAAUCUAUGGAAAGCGAUUUGGGUGUGAUCGUUGUGGUCUACUUAUCAUUGUUUUUGGACAAUGUACUUUUGACUGUUGUUGUGCCAAUUAUUCCUGAGCAUUUGUACUUACAAUGGAUUACAAAUACUUCAAGUAUUGUAAAUAACGCAACAAGAGAAGAUCAAUCAUUUCUUCAACGUUCUUUAAUGAAAAUCAAAUUGCAAACACUGGAAAAUGAAAAUGAAACAAUAGGCAUAUUAUUAUCGUCAAAAGCUAUCGUACAAUUGUUUAUGAACCCUUUAGUGGGAAUCUUAACAUCAUAUAUUGGAUAUAAUUUACCAAUAUUCCUGGGAUCAGUUCUUUUAAUUUUAAUAUCUGUUUUGUUUGCUUAUGGAGAAACUUUCAGUACAUUAUUAAUAGCUAGAAGUCUCCAAGGCACUGCAUCAGCACUCAUAAGUGUAUCUGGUAUGUGUUUGAUUGCUAAUCAAAAGCAUAUGUCGGAUUUGAAACGCAGUAAAGUAAUGGGUCUAGUUAUGGGAAGCAUAGCCUUAGGUGUAUUAAUUGGAUAUCCAUUUGGUGGAGUACUUUAUGAUUUCGUCGACAAAUCGCUGCCAUUUAACGUUAUUAUAUGUGCGAUUUCGUUCAAUUUAGGACUACAACUGUAUACUUUUAAUUUUAAUCUAGAAGAACAGCUUAACUACAGCAACGAAAAUUGGAAAAGUCUUUUAAAAGAUGGUUACAUCCUAUUGAUCGCCUUUGCAAUAUGUCUAACAUCGUCUACCAUGGCCAUUUUAGAGCCAUUUUUACCCAUUUGGCUCAUACAAACUAUAAAUCCAGAAAAAUGGCAGUUGGGUACAGUGUUUAUUCCGGAUAGUCUUGGUUAUUUAAUUGGUACAAAUUUCUUUGGCAGCAUAUCAUACACGUUUGGACAGUGGAGAAUGGCUGUAUUAGCGACUUUGCUAGUUGGUAUAUCUGCAAUUAUGAUACCUGCUGCUACGACAAUCAUAGGACUUGUGUGUCCACAUUUUGGUUUAGGUUUGGGUAUAGGAAUAGUAGAUUCUGCUUUAGUUCCUAUGCUAGCAAAUCUAGUGGAUACUAGACAUCCAAAUUUACACUAUGGAUCUGUGUAUGCACUUCAACAAACAGCUGUCAGUCUUGCAUAUUCUGUUGGUCCAAUUUUUGGAGGUAGAUUUGUGAAAUGUCUCGGUUUUCCAUGGUUAAUGCGAACUAUUGGAAUAUUGAACGUAUCCUAUUGUUGUUUGCUAGUACUUUUAAGUAAAGUAUCAAACAAUAAAAAUAAUAUGAUAAAAAGCGAUACAUUGAUAACCGAUUACAAAUCUACUGAUGUUUUAUCAUUCUUUAAUAAACCGAUUACUUACAAAAAACUCGACGAAAGCGAAAAUUAUUAAAUAUUUUUAAUUG
Molecule: messenger RNA, 1482 nt
Organism: Sipha flava (yellow sugarcane aphid)
Lineage: Eukaryota; Metazoa; Arthropoda; Insecta; Hemiptera; Aphididae
Product: synaptic vesicular amine transporter-like
Exons: 12
Coding region: 66-1469 (467 amino acids)
Biological process (GO): transmembrane transport; aminergic neurotransmitter loading into synaptic vesicle
Cellular component (GO): synaptic vesicle membrane; terminal bouton
Molecular function (GO): serotonin:sodium:chloride symporter activity
Source: RefSeq, a predicted model, not a curated record